Plutella xylostella (diamondback moth) is the source of this 1016-nucleotide messenger RNA. RefSeq names its product RNA polymerase II subunit D (gene Polr2D). The record is from RefSeq and is a predicted model, not a curated record. Lineage: Eukaryota; Metazoa; Arthropoda; Insecta; Lepidoptera; Plutellidae. Gene Ontology annotation, biological process: DNA-templated transcription initiation. Gene Ontology annotation, cellular component: RNA polymerase complex. Gene Ontology annotation, molecular function: nucleotide binding.
AUGAGUUUGUUGUGUUUGGUUGUGUUGUUGUGUCGAAUUUAGUAUUUUAAUAUCAAACGUAAAGAAUUUACACGUAAAUCAAUAUGUCUGGGCCUAUACAAGAUGUAAUUGAAGAAGAUGCUGCUGACCUACAAUUUCCUAAAGAAUUUGAAAAUGCUGAAACACUCCUUAUAUCAGAGGUGGAUAUGUUGCUAGAACAUAGAAAAGCACAAAAUGAGUCUGCUGAAGAGGAACAGGAAUUCUCAGAGGUUUUCAUGAAGACCCUCACUUACACUAAUAUGUUUAAAAAGUUUAAAAAUAAAGAAACCAUUGCAGCAGUCCGGAACCUUCUACAAUCAAAGAAGUUGCACAAAUUUGAAGUAGCAAGCCUUGCUAACUUGUGUCCAGAAACAUCAGAGGAAGCCAAAGCUCUUAUACCAUCAUUAGAAGGGAGAUUUGAAGAUGAAGAACUUAGAAUAUUGUUAGAUGAUAUUCAAACCAAAAGAAGUUUACAGUAUUGAAUAUAAUAUAUUUUAACUCAAAGUAUGUAUUCAAAAACUUAUGACCCCUUUUUUGGACUGACAGUUAUAAUGUGGAUGUGGUAAAAUAAAAAAGAUUCAUUUUAAAUCAGUCUGUAUAUUGGAUAUGUCUGUAAUACAGCAAAGAUACAUUACAGUGAAACAGGUAAACUGAUAAAAUAAUGGAAACAAAAAUAUUAAUUAGAAUUUCUUCCUUGAAACAAAACUAUAAUAAAACCAUUCUAACCAUCACUUAAAAUAGGAAGUAUAUAAUAAUGAUGUUAAUUAAUCAAUGCCUCAAAAAAUUCAAGCCUUUUGUUUUGCAUUACAUGUAAAAAACUUAAAUUAAUUUAUCUUUUCCAAUAAACCUUAACAAUUUUAGAUAACUUAAAACUCAACAAUUUGAUUAAUAUUCUUAUUUAGCUAAUUUUGUUGCCUAAACAUUAUAUUUAACAACAUGCGAAACAAAAGGCUUGCUUGGCCGCCGAAUGCAUCAUAAUAAACUUAUUUCAAUGGGCA